Molecule: messenger RNA, 2259 nt
Organism: Amoebophrya sp. A25
Lineage: Eukaryota; Dinophyceae; Syndiniales; Amoebophryaceae
Source: the annotation of a GenBank genome assembly
CAGAACUGUCCUUACACACCUAUCGUCACAGCAAUGAGUUCAUGUUUUUUCAGAGAUUUCUGGCCUGUAACUCAAAUUGUUUCUCGUUCUUACCCCCAACAACAAAAGCCGCAAUCACCUCAUCAUCAUCAUCAUCAUCAUCUAUUAGUGAAGAUUAUCACCCCCAGACAUCCCACUACUUGAAAUUUUCUACUAGUAGAUUCAUCUACAAGAAGAUCUUCGAAAAUGCCAGCCGGAUUUGGAAUCAACGGAUUUGGCCGUAUUGGUCGCUUGGUCUUUCGUGCCGCCAUGGAGAAUCCGGAAAUUGAUGUGAAAGCCAUCAAUGACCCCUUCAUGGACUUGGAGUACAUGGUAAGUUAAACUAAGGGUUCUAGUCCUUGGCGUUUCCUGUUCAGCUAAUCUCGAGUACAACAAGAAAAUGGAAGUCUAAGCAUCCAUACAUCACCAUCAUUGAUGUAACAUUGUUGUCACCGCCGUCAUCUUCAUCAAUUCCAAUACGAUCCCAGGUCUACCAAUUGAAGUACGACUCCGUGCACAAGCGGUUCCCGGGAACGAUCGCUACCAAGGCUGACGGUGGCAAGGAGUACCUUGUCGUGAAUGGAAAGGCAGUGCGCGUCUUCCACGAAAAGGAGCCCUCCAGCAUCGGUUGGGGAGAGGAAGGCGCUGACUACGUCUGCGAAUCGACUGGUGUCUUCCUGGAAACAGCCAAGGCUGAACUGCACAUGAAAGUUAUGACUCGGGUUUCUUGUUCGACUUCGACUAGGUGUAAGAUCUUAACCACAACAAAUACAACAUGUUUUUUCAGUAAAGGAGAUAAGAUGAUUAUGGCGAAUUAUACGUAUUAUGUGGAAGACUGAACAGAAGUUACAAGAAAACUAGGUCUUCCUCUCCACCACAUCUCGGAGUAGUCGCUUGUUCCCUUGUAUCAUCUAGUCGCAUUGCUCUCUCUCUCUCACUCUCUAUCUCCCACUCUCUUUUUCUCUCUCUCCCUCUCUUGUUCCGCCUUUUCCCCCUCCUCCUCUCCAUCCUUCAUCUUCCGCGGUUGCAAGAAGGUUAUUAUGUCCGCUCCUCCGAAGGAUAGCACGCCGAUCUUCGUCAUGGGCGUCAACGAGGAUGCCUACACUUCCGACAAGCACGUUGUCUCCAAUGCUUCUUUUAUGGCCUGGUGGUUUCGAAAAAAAGUUACCUUAUUUGAUAAAGAAUUCUAUGUUUUUCGUCUACUUCAUUAUGGAGAAGUCCGAGUAUAUCUAUCAUGAAGAUUCAUGGAGCUCUGGUUGAUGUUGAUCGUAUUAAAGACUUGGAGAAAACAAAAAUUCAAAUUCUCAGCCACAACAAGUCACUGGAUUUUUGAUAGCUCCAAACACACAUUUCUUCUAAUUCUCGCACCACGAACUGCCUCGCUCCCUUGGCCAAGGUCGUGCAUGAGAAGUUCGGCAUCGCUGAAGGUCUCAUGACCACUGUCCACGCCAUGACGGCCACGCAAUUGGUCGUCGAUGGCCCAAGCCGUGGUGGAAAGGACUGGCGUGGCGGUCGUUGCGCCUCCCAGAAUAUCAUCCCGGCUGCCACUGGAGCUGCCAAAGCAGUCGGAAAGGUCAUCCCGGAACUGAACGGAAAAUUGACAGGUAGAAGUCUUCAUGUUUUGGGUCUAGUUGGUUGGUGUUUAUGAGGUUAAUGACAGUCAUCCUGUUUCUGUUACUUUACCGUUAAUAUUUAGAAGUUUUUGCGAGCAAGUAAAGAGAGCAGCCGUCGGAUGAAAAGUGUAAAAUCAAAAUCUAAAUCGUACUUCUCUUAACAAAAGAUUUGAUAUCGUGUUUACAAGUUCAACAAGUUCUACAUUUAUACCCACAGCGAAGUUGUUGUUGCAUUACCCUUCUUCAUCUUCUUCUUCACAACUAUUUCGUCCCGCAACAACAUCAAUCACGACCUUCUCCAGGUAUGGCCUUCCGCGUGCCGACUCCGGACGUGUCUGUUGUCGACUUGACGUGCAAGCUGUCCAAGCCAGCCUCCAUGGCUGACAUUGUCGCUGCCUGCAAAGAAGCGGCUGCCGGCAAGAUGAAGGGCAUCUUGGAUGUAACCGAAGACGAGGUGGUCUCCACGGACUUUGUUGGGCACAAGGCCUCCUCCAUCUUGGACGUGAAGGCUGGCAUCCAGCUCAACGAGACCUUCGUCAAGCUGGUGUCCUGGUACGACAACGAGUGGGGAUACUCCAACCGAUUGGUCGACUUGGCCAUUCACAUGAGCAAGACGGACUCCAUGUAA